GUGCAGAGACGGAAGAAGCCGCAGUGUGGAGCAGGGAUGAGGGUGUGCUGAUGCGAGCGGUCCGCUGUGUCUCUGUGGGCCGGCCGGAUACCAGACUGCAGCCUCCUGCGGCCGCAGAGCUCCGUGUCCCUCGCGGAUCCCGAAAGCGCUGUCCGGAUGGCUGGACACCGCUGGGAGGACUGGUUCGAGCGGGAGGAGUUUAUCGGACAGAUCAGCGACAUCCGAGUGCAGAACCUGCAAGUGGAAAGAGAGGUGGUGCAGAAGAGGACCUUCACUCGAUGGAUGAACCUGCAUUUAGAAAAGUGUGACCCGCCGCUGCAGAUCCAGGAUCUGUUCCAGGACAUCCAGGAUGGAUACGUCCUCAUGGCUCUGCUUGAGGAGCUGUCCGGCUGCAAACUGCUCCACGGCUUCAAGAAGUCCGCCCACCGGAUUUUCCGACUCAACAACAUUGCCAAGGUGCUAUCCUUCCUGGAGGAGAGAAACGUGAAGCUGGUCAGCAUCGAUGCAGUCGACAUCGCUGAUGGAAACUCCUCCAUCAUCCUUGGACUCAUCUGGAAUAUUAUCCUCUUCUUCCAGAUCAAGGAGCUAACAGGAAACAUCCGGAGCCAGUUCCCCUCCUCGUCCAGCUUGUCAUCCAUCCCCACCAGCUCCGACUCCGACACAUCCUUCAGCAGCACGCCGUCAGAGGAGCGACAGUCUGCUGCCACCACCAUGAGGGAGAACAGCAAGGCCAUAAAGAAGCUGCUGCAGUGGAUCCAGAGGAGAACCCGGAAGUACGGCGUGGCCGUGCAGGACUUUGGGAAAAGCUGGACCAGUGGUUUGGCCUUCCUGGCCGUCAUUAAGUCCAUCGACUCCAGCCUGGUGGACAUGAGGAAGGCCCUGCUGAGGACUCCCAGAGAGAACCUGGAGGACGCCUUCAGGAUAGCUCACUACAGUUUGGGAAUACCGCGACUGCUGGAGCCUGAGGAUGUGACUAUAAAUGCUCCAGAUGAGCAGUCCAUCAUCAUAUAUGUUUCCCAGUUCCUGGAGCACUUUCCCGGCACACAAGAGUCCGAGGAACCCUCCCAGGUGAUUGAACGAAGCGUCUCCAUGGGCAGACUCAACUUCCGUGACAUCAACUCGGAGCACAUGAGGAACGGAGCCCAUCACAGCAGAGUGAAGCAGCGUUCCUACAUGUUCCAGAAGGACUCCAGCCAACCUCCACCUAAACUCCUGAUCUCCUCAGUGUCGGAGGACAGAAGCGUCUUGGAGCCGCGUUUCAGGGUGGCUGCAGCUCGAUCGUGGUCAAGCGACGACAUUUUGUCAGACCCCCCCCACGCCGAAGACGUCUCCAUCAGAGAGAGCGGCAGCGACGUUCUGCAGGACUUUGGUUCCCCUCAGCAGUCCUUCACUCACUCACCCUCAUCGGUACCAGAGUCGCUGAUUGGAGAUUCUGCCAUCAACUCUCCAGACUCCUGGAUGGAGGGGGAGCUGAAUCCGGACCGGUUCUGUGAGAGUCGCAGUGACAGCUCUUUAUGUGAUGUUGGGUCGGCCUGGGAUGUUUACCGGGCCACGCCGGUGGAGGUAACGCCGUACGAUGAGGGAUUUAUCUCCUCCGUUGAGGACCGAGCUCCUGAUGAAUUUAUUAUUGAGACAUACAUUGACGAAGGGAUGAGCUCUCUGGACAGAAUCGAUAUGGAGACUGAGAGAAACCAAGAAGAAGAGAAAUCAGAGAACACUGAGACUCUAAACCAGGAACCAAACUUGCCAGCUGAUGUUGAAGAAACCAAACUUAAGGGUGCGGAUGAAAUUCCUGUGCAACAGGAUGCAGUUCCCAAAAUACAAGAACCUUUGGAUAGGUUGUGUGAAACCAGACUGGACCGCUUUGAUGCUGGAGAUCUUGCGAAAUUAGAUAAAUUGAACGAGUUCGAGCCUUUCUUUUCCACUGAACCACCUGAAGAAAUUCCUCUGAUUAAACAGGAAGGAGAAGGAAGUCACCUGGAUGGUGAGCAAUUGCCUCAGGAGGAAACUGAUUCAACUCCACAGGAUGAAUUAGAGGAGCUGCACGAUACGUCAAAGAGUUUUAAUGAAGGGAAUGACUCAUCUGUUGAAUGCCAAGAUAAUUUAAGAGACUUCUCACAGUGUGAAGAGACCAGCAGCUCAGAAACAUUAAAUAAACCUUCAGUGAAACCAAGUCUGAACAUUCCUCUGAUCUCCAUUACCAGUGAGCCAGAGGAACCGGAUGAAGAGACAGAACCUCACCCAGGAAUACUUGAUCAGGACGAACACAAAGAUCAGCAGAGAAACUCAGAAGUUCAGAGUUCUCAAGAUCCGGAUCCACCAAGCAUUGUUUUCAGUGAGGCUGAUGGACAAGAACCUCCAGAGAUCCCGUCCAGUUUGAUACCUGAGAACAAUAAACCAAUGUCAGACCCAGAAACUGUGUCUUUAAAUGAACCAGGUGUCCAGGAUGAGACACACCCAGAAGGUGACUACGAUAACAGGAGACAGGAGGAAGGGCUUCCUGGGAGCAAUUCCCAGGAAGAUGGACGUGACAACCAGCAUGAGAAUCUUAGUGGAGGCAGGAAGAGUCCGUCUGAUGGACACCGGGACACUCCGACUGAAAGGGAGAUGGAGGACAGCCCACAGAACCUCCUGGACUCGUUUGACGGCUUCCCGAAGGUUCUGGACGCAGAUCCUCAGAAGCUGAACGGUCAGAUAGGGGCGCCGUGUUCUCCAUCAGCAGAUUUACCCAGAAACCUGGAGCAGCUGUCGUCUCACUUCGACAGACGUUCUCCCAUAGAGGAGCUGGUCGGUGACCGGAUUGAACCCAUGGAUCUGUUCUACCCAGACAAAGAGGAGUCUGUUCCUCCAGAUCUUCCUGACUCAGACAUGCAGAGGUGGCCUUCGGUUCUGAGCGUCUCUGCGCUCCAACCAGCGCCACCUUCAGACAGACUGGAGGACCUUCAGAUGGACUUCCUGAGUGGAGGAGAGCAGGAUUGUACGCCUCCUGACUCGCCUCUAUCCCAGGAGCAGUGUGUGAUGUGCGGAGUGACGAUCGGGGCUCCGCAGGCCGCUGAUGUUUCAGAAGCAGACAGCAAAGCAAGCUCUCUGAGGACGGUCUCCAUCAGACCAGAUGAGAUCCACAUCCCUCCGGUGCUCCGACACAGAAAAGGCGGUCGCCUCUCAGACUCCACGGACAAACCAAGAGCUGCGCCCAGAAGAGCUGAAGCGGAAGACUCUGAUUUAUGGUGGAGGGAGAACUGGGAGCUGUGUGUGCUGCUGCUGCUGUGGCUGCUGGUCUACUCCUUCAUGGUUCUCCCACAGAUGGACCUGAAGACGCUGCCUAGCCUGCUGCUCAACCGAUAAACACACACACACGCACGCACGCACGCACACACACGCACACACACAUACACACAUUAAACACUCUGACACUGAGUCAGAGCUUAGCUGCCACUCUCCUCUUCAUCACUGACUGCACUCCAGCUUAAAUGAAGGCUUUUUAUUCUUUCUUUCUGACUGAAUUCAUUUUGUUUUUGAUUUACUUUUGUAAAAACAUAUAUACAUAUAUAUAUAUGAUGUUAUUUUAAGAGAAAAUGUUCUGCUUUUAUGUAAACAAUGAAGUCUACAACUGUAAAUUUACAGAUUCAUAAAGUUAGGAGAAUUACUAAACCUGCUGCUUUAAAUUUCAAUCACUCACAUAGAUCUAAUCAUCAAAGAGAGAAAAUAAUUUUAUGGAAAUUAUGAAAGGUUUCUGUGUAACUGCCGAGAAAACAUGCCGCCAACAUUUUGUAAAAAAACAAAAACAAAUAAAAAACCCAAAAGAAACAAAAAAAAAAUUAUCAAUAAAUAUUCAUUUUCUUAUGUAAGACAGACAUUUAAACUUGAGUUAGUAAUUUUUUUGACUGUUAUAGCCCCAUAAACAUGAAUUAUUACAAAGUAAUUUUUUGGGUCAUUUUAGGCGUAGUUGCUUUAUCAUUAUUUUUUCAUCCUAUAAAUCUGCUGCUUCAGUCUCAUUUCAUUUUUAAGUCUGGUUUUGAAAUGCUCCUUUGCAGACAUGAGCAGAUUAACAGAAGUUUGGGUUUUUUCCUUCUUUAUUCCGUCUUGGAGCAUCAUUUAUUCUCCACUGGUUCUCUAACACUCUGCACAGACUCAGUGACAUUUUGUCUAGCAGCUGAUCGAUCAGCUUGUUCACUCUGAAGGUCUACGUCUGCAUGCUAAUGUGCAGAAUCACAACGCCGUGAACUGUGAUAAGUUUCUGUUGCAUUUGCAGGAAAUUUAAACUUUAAGAAAACAUAUAUACAUUUGAAGUCCUGUUUAAAGUUUUAGGGUUUUUUUUGCAAAGCUUGAACCAGGAAAUAAAUCAUGCUUUCAGACUGAAUCAAAGCAGGUGUGUUUCACGGGCUGUAACACUGACAGAUCUCUGAUCUGUAAAUAAAACACAAUUACUGAAGAUGUAUGAAGACAAAGAAUGUUAAAAGUUGGUAAAAGUUGGCUGUGAUUUUUCACCCACAUCUAAACCAGUAAUGUAUUCCAGUUUGUCCGGAGAACAUUCUAAAGGGUCUUACAGAUAUUCACACUCCUCGACAUUUUCCGUGUUAUGUCACAUUACAAACACAAACUUCAUUAUGUGCAACAUGGAUCACGCAUUAUUGUGCAUUGGAAGUAAGAUUACACUUGGUUUUCAAAGGUUUUAUAGAAAAAAAUUAUGUAAAUGUCACCAUUAUCUGAGUUAAUAGUUUGCAGACUCUCUUUUCACUGCACUUAAGGAUAUAUGUUUGGGUUUAUACCAGCUUUUCACAUCCAGAGGCUGACAUUUAUGUCAAGCAAGUCAGAUUGGAUAGAGAGGGUCUGUGAACAUCUGUUUUUAAGUCUUGUCACUGAUUCUCAAUCUGAUUUAGUUUUGACCUUUGACUAGGCCAUUCUAGCACCUGACUAUACUGUGAACUGAACUGUUCCAUUGUAAUCCUGCUUGUGUGUUUAUAGUCCACGUCCAAGUCACUUUUUCAAUUCUAAUACUCCAGUAUUAUGGAUGAUUUUAUGUUGUAUCCCAAUGAAAUGCACUGAAGUUUGUGGGUGUAAUCGUAUAAAAUCUGAAAAUGUCAAAAGGGAGCAAAUAUUUUUUGGUAAUAUACCUUGUGGCUGUUUGGGUUCAGUAUCUGACCUGCAGCAAACAACAGUCUGAGCAUGCUCAGUUUGUUAAUCAGGAACUAGAAUUUACCUCAUGUUCAGAAUGUGAAUAAUGUGAAUGUGAUUCAUUUAAAAGUUUAUUCACAUAAAAAAAAUAAAAAGGAAUCAAAUCUUGAUUUCAUACAGGAAAAUAUUUGUAUCACAACCUCAUUGAUGGACCGAGAAUGGCACCCUGUUUAUUAAAUCUGGAACAUGUUACAGUUUUUGCUCCUUUACUCUGACUCUGGACAUUUUGGACAAACAUUCCUGUUACACAUUGAGACUAAACUAUCAUAUAAAAGACUGGAGCAGAAUGUAGAUGAUCAGUUCUAGAUUUUUGUAUGUUUGUGAAGUUUGAUGGAGCUUUUCUGAUGGUGCUGCACUUUGUAAAGAGGAAAUCUGAAGAAACAAACUGCCAAAGAUCAUGUUGGAUACAUUAACUCCACCAGCAGAUGAUUUCAGCAGGAUUUCGCAUGGAGUGUUUUAGGAGACUGAGUGGGAAUGUUUGUGGAUCAUAAGACAGAGGGGAUGGAUUUUUGAUGUUUGGAACACUUAUUAUUAUUAUUAUUAUUACUUUAUUUUAAUCAUUUCUGUGUGAAACCACCACCAAACACUGAACUUUCUUCUUAUGCUCACCAAGCUUCUCCCUGCAGCAUGUCCUCCGUCCACUGGGGGGCAGCAGAGAGGCUACUCAUUACAGUUUGUCUUCAUCACUACUGUGUGCCUGCUCUGGAUUUACUAUUUACACACCUUCGUGCUAAUUGUACACUUAUUACUGACUGAAGUUUGUGAUCAGCCUCAACAUUAGAACCACUUGGAGGAGAAAUGUUACACUUCUACUCAGAGGAAGGGUCAAACCUUGAUAUCCCUCCAGAACCCCCAUGACCCGGCUCCAACACGACUCCUGCUCAGGAACGAAAACAGACCGAUCCGAUCAGAGACACCAACUCAACAACCCUCAGGACCCGCAACAUGCACAGCCAAUAACCCACAUAUGUCUUGUUUUCAUACUCUUUGACCUGCUGAACAUGACACAAACAAACUGGUUUUAAUCUUCUGGCUGUUUGUUGCACUGUUAUUAUUAUAAGAAAUAUAUGUAAGGAUUUUGUAAAAUUGUCAGAAAUCACUGAAGUUCUGCAUUUAAUAUCCUGUUUUAUUUGCAUUUUAAUCCAGCAGAAACCAGUCAGUGUGAGUGAUUUGAGUAUAUUUUAUGUAUAUUAUUUACCUUAUUAGGUUGUUUCUGAUGCAUUAAAGUACCCCUAAUAUGGAUAUCAA
Poeciliopsis prolifica (blackstripe livebearer) is the source of this 6423-nucleotide messenger RNA. It is a transcript of the gene clmna, whose product is annotated as calmin a. Lineage: Eukaryota; Metazoa; Chordata; Actinopteri; Cyprinodontiformes; Poeciliidae. The record is from RefSeq and is a predicted model, not a curated record. Gene Ontology annotation, biological process: nuclear migration. The coding region runs from base 157 to 3345 and encodes 1062 amino acids. Gene Ontology annotation, cellular component: nuclear outer membrane; cytoplasm; meiotic nuclear membrane microtubule tethering complex. The transcript has 13 exons. Gene Ontology annotation, molecular function: actin filament binding.